AAGCAGCUGUUAAGAGUUUUAUUUUGAAGGAGGAUUUAACCCCUGUGUUACUUCCAUUUCCGGAAUCAAUGGCGCUAACUGCCCGGCUAUUUGUCUGCGCCGUUGAAUAGCGGUUAACUUUUAACGGUAAAAUGUCAGAAAACUUGGUGUUUUAUUCACAAACAAAGUCCAUCGUGGAGACAGCCAUUAAGACCGCUGUCGAUGUUAUCGGAAAGUCGAAAGAAGACCAUAACACCAAGGAGCGGAGUGUGCGACGUAAGCCUGAUUUUGUCGACAUUGUGGAAAUGCUGGCACGGGAGGCAACCAGAAAGAUCAGCGCCAUUUUCUCCCAGCUGUCCUUGAUGCUGUGCGACGAAAACCAGACUCUGAAGGCCAAAGUGGGACAGCUGGAGAGCGAGCUGAGGACUGUGAGCGAGAGCUUUGAAAAUGCCAGAAUGUGGAGGGAAAAUGUUCUGAGCGGCUGCCCGGUUCUGUUCGAGCAGAGCGGCCUGAUCUUCACCUUGAAGCCGUUCGGGAAGUUAAAAAGAAAGACAGAAACUUUCCCAGAAUCGUCGCCUGCCGCUGGGAUACAGAGCGGACACGAUGCUGUAUUAAGUUCGUGCUCAGAUGGAGGAGAAGCAACAAAGGAGGUGAACUCUGAAGCUGAGUCCUCACCAGCCAAUAGACGAGACACCGCGCUGGAUUAUACCACAACAAACACGUCCGAAUCCAACAACACUGACAGCCAAAUCACGCAGGCAGCAGGAGUCCGGAAGAAAGGGAAGGUGUUCGUAUGCGAUGUUUGUAACAAGAGCUUCAACCGGCAGUUUCACCUGCUGAAGCACAUGAACACUCACAAAGAACAGAGGCCUUUCACCUGCGACCAGUGCCCCAGAAAAUUCAGGAAUACCGCCACCUUUGAGUACCACCUGCUGCGGCACGAGGAGAAGAAGCACGCUACCUUCAAGUGCCCGCUCUGUGAGAAGACGUUCAGAACCAAAAUGCACCUGAAGACUCAUCAGCUCGUGCACACGGACACGAGGCCGUUCGUCUGCUCCACCUGCGGGAAGGGCUUCAAAACGAAGCACAACCUGCAGGCUCAUCAGAUCGUGCACACGGUGGAGAAGCCGCACAAGUGCUCCGAGUGCGGGGAGAGCUUCAGGUACGCGUUCACGCUGCAGUGCCACAGGAGCAUCCACACUGGCGAGCAUCCGUACAAAUGCACGGUGUGCGGCAAAGCUUUCGUAAAGAGGCGGUCGCUCAGGACGCACCAGUCGGUCCACAGAGGGAAGAUGUUCACGUGUGAGACGUGCGGAGCGGGCUUCACCCUUCAGCACAACCUGAAGAGACACAUUCGUAUUCACACGGGGGAAAAACCCUUCAAAUGUAAAGUCUGCGGGAAGAGUUUCAUUCAGGACAACAAGCUGAAAGCCCACAUGCUCCUUCACGGUGCCUCAAAGUCCUUCAUGUGUGACCUGUGUGGGAAGACGUUUCUCUACAACUGCCAGCUGCAGAAACACCAGAAGGUAGCUCACGAUGAAAGACACGGGCGCGUCAUCAGAAGACGGAGUCGAGAGCGAGGUAACCGCACAGUCAUCUAUCGGCGGGACCGCACGACAGACGACGUGACGCCGUUCAGCUGCAAGACCUGCCGCAAGGGCUUCGACACGGCGAGUUCACUGAAGAGACACGAGCUCAUCCACACGGGUCAGAUGCAACAUAACUGCGACACGUGCGGGAAGUCUUUUUUCUACAAAGCGACGUUCGACUACCACCAACGGGUCCACUCCGGCGAGCGGCCGUACGCCUGUGACGUGUGCGGGAAGAGGUUCAUCAUCCUUCAGGCUCUCAAGUCCCACAAACUGCAGCACUCCGGAGAGAAACCGCACAAGUGCGAGCAGUGCGGCAGGGCCUUCAGGAUCUACACCAACUACCUCCGACACUUACGGGUCCACACGGGGGAGAAGCCCUACGAGUGUGAGGUUUGCGGCGUGAGGUUCAGGCAGCUCGGACACGUGAAGUUUCACAUGCAGGUACACACGGGAGAGAAACCGUAUUCCUGCAGCGGCUGCGGACUUGGAUUUUCAGACUCGAGGCUCCUCAAGAAACAUAACUGUACUGAGAAAUACCAGAAAAUGUUGGACUCUGUCACUAUGUCAGAUUUGGAGGCGCAGGUGGGCGCCAUUUUGGAGAUAAUGGUCAACGCGGGUGUCUCAGAAAUGAGCAAAGUUACCGGCGAAGUGUCUUCACGUGCGACCGGACACACUCACGGGUCGUCGGCGGAGACGGUGAUCCAGUUUAGCGUCUUCAUGACGUCUCUGGCUCGAGAAGCUGUGGAGAAGAUCUGCCAGCUUUUCCACGAGUGCUCCUCUCUGCUGCAGUUGGAGGUGACACAGGGUGUUGCAGAGAUCGAGGACCUGAGGAGGAGACUGGAGGUGGCAGAGACGGAGCUGAAGCUGGUGCUGGAGGGCAGCGGAGGUCAGAGCGCAGCCGAGGAGCUGACGGAGGAAAGCAGCCGACCGAAGCAGGGGAGGAAGACUCCGACCAAUGGAGCAGAAGGAGAGCCUGUCCAGAGCCAGCGCUCAGGGAGGAAGAGCCGGAGAGUUGUGGCUGGUGGUGAUGCUGGAGUGAAGAGAUCACCUAUAAUUCACCUCUGGAAAGGCCGAACUUAUGAGGACAGUGUCCAACCUGUGAUAAUAAAGGAGGAAGGAUUGGAGGCAUUGGCUGACCAGGCGUCCUCUGAUUCUGGUCAGUACAGAGAUGACCCGGGCCAGGAUGAUGGUGACGACCCAGACUACCAGUUGGAGCCAGAAGAUCCAGAUGACGGUGACCCAGGAUACACCACCAGACCCAAACGUAUUGUAAAGCCCAAGUCCCAUCGAGGCCGAGCGAAGAAGGAGGGUCAGAGUCAGAACCAGCAGCCUCUGAGCUGCAAACACUGCAGGAAGACCUUCACCAAGCUGCUGCAGCUCAAAGCCCACCAGGCCGUCCACGGAGCGAAUGCAGAGAAGCCCUUCCACUGCACUCAGUGCGGCAGAGGCUUCUCGUUCCAGCGAAGCCUCAAUGCACACAUGCUGCUUCAUACAGGUGAGAGACCACACACCUGUGAUGUCUGUGGGAAGGGUUUCACCCUGAAGCAGCUCCUGAGGAACCACCAGCGUCUCCACGCUGAGGUUCGGCCGUUUCGAUGUGAACAGUGCGGAAAGAGCUUCUACCGAGCCCACGGCCUGAAAAUGCAUCAGAUGGUCCACACGGGAGAGCGGGCCUAUAACUGCCAGUACUGCAACAAAAGCUUCACAAUACAAGGUAACUUGCAGCGCCACCUGCGCAUACACACGGGGGAGAAGCCGUUCAGGUGUGAGACUUGUGGCAAAAGCUUCAACCAGGCUGACACUCUGAAAGGCCAUCAGCGGAUACACACUGGUGAGCGACCCUUCAACUGCGAGACCUGUGGCAAAUGUUUCAUCCAGAAGAGUGCCUUGAAGAUGCACCAGAAGACCUCUCACUCAGGGGAGAACUCGCUGGCAUGCGUGGCAUGCGGCACUACAGUGGCCUGCGUGGACUCGCUUCGCAAACACCUCCAGACGCAUUCGGCGACUAUUCCGUGCACGUGCGUGCUAUGCGGCCGGCGGCUCAGCUCCAUCACCGACCUGCGCUCACACCAGCAGCACCACACCGUGGACAGACCUCACAGCUGCGGUCUCUGCGGGAAGAGUUUCAAGUCGUCCAGUUACCUGAAGAUUCACCUGAAGACACACAGCGGGGAGAGGCCGUUCUCCUGCGACAUCUGCGGUCGCAUGUUUACACAGCACAGCAGCCUUAAAUCACAUCAGGUGGUCCACACAGGAGAGAAACCAUUCAGCUGCGACACGUGUGGGAAAUGUUUCAGCAACACGGGCAACCUGAACAGACACCAGCGUAUCCACACUGGGGAGAAGCCAUUCAGCUGCGACACAUGCGGCCGCAGCUUCAACCAGGGCAACAGCCUGAAAGCCCACCAGCAGAUACACACCGGGGAGAAACAGUUCAUGUGCGACAAGUGUGGGAAGAGUUUCUCCUACCUGAGGAACCUGAAGGACCACAAGUGUUUCUAUGUGUGAAGCUAAACUGUGAUGAGACACCUGCCCUGGUGGCAGAGUGGAUGAUGUAGCCUUCCCAGUACCUGUUGAGGAAUAAAUGACUGGAUGGAUAAUAAAAGAUGAGUUUGCAGUGACAGUGGUUUUGGUGAUUAUGAAGUUGAGUCUACCAGAUUUGUUUUGUUUCACAACCAAGCUAUCCUCAGAAAGGAGGUGGGGAUAGAUGCACCUUGUUAUGUUAUAAAUUUAAAGGACCAGUGUGUAGCAGAUUGGAACUAACUGAACACCGAUCUGUAUUAAACAGGCUGAGAAUGAGAACACGCUAUGAAGUGUGUAGGAGAAAGAAUAGAUUAUACACUAAUGAAAACAUACUUAUGUAUAUUAUAUUCCAUUUCUGCCAAUAGAUCCUUCUUAAUGUUACACACUGGACCUUUAAGGCGUUUACCUGUUUGCAGUGAGUCAAACAGGUAUGACAGCUGGAAUAAGGUACAAGAGAUCAUGAAAAGAAGAAGUGUGUCUUAAUGGACAACGUAAAGACAAAAGUAUCAUGGAGGAAUCUGCAUGAACCGAGAGCCUUUUAGUUCUUUAUUUGAAUAUAUUUGUAAGCAGAGUUUGCUGGCAGAUGUCUGGGUGAAAGUUUAAAAACGUUACAGUCAGCUUGUUAUACAGAAGAACCCGAAAUAAAUCAGGUCAAGCUGCAACUCGGUACUACAACAAAAAGCCAACAGAAUUAGACUUAACAGCACAAUUGUAAGAAGAGACAUCCCUUUAAAUGAAAUUGUGGCAAAUAGAUUUAAAAAUGUCAGUCAUUAUUGUCAGAGUCCUGAAUUACUAGAGGAGUCAUAAACAGUCUUACCAGCCACACUUAAAAUGUAUCAGUAUUUUGCUGACAGAUAUUAAAUAAGAUUCAUGAUUUUGAAACAACCAUUUUGAAGUUGUAAGACUGACAUUUAUUAACCAACUUGAAAAGUGCUUUCCUGUCCUUUUUCCAAACACGGUUUCAGAUGAUGUUCUCUAAUAAGAUAAAUUAAAUACAACUGUGAGUUUUUGGAAACAAAGUUGCCUCGAGUGCUUUAUUAGAGCUGAUGUGCUCACUGAUGUUCAGAAUGUUUCCUCUGUAACUUCUCUUGUGGAGUGUAUGUUUGUUAUAUCUCAACUUUGUGACUGUGAGUCAAACUGAUAAACAUUGAAAUUUAAA
This is a messenger RNA of Dicentrarchus labrax (European seabass), 5253 nucleotides long. RefSeq names its product zinc finger protein 574. The record is from RefSeq and is a predicted model, not a curated record. Gene Ontology annotation, biological process: regulation of transcription by RNA polymerase II. Gene Ontology annotation, molecular function: DNA-binding transcription factor activity; RNA polymerase II cis-regulatory region sequence-specific DNA binding. The transcript is spliced from 12 exons. NCBI's taxonomy places the organism in Eukaryota, Metazoa, Chordata, Actinopteri, Moronidae. Bases 132 to 4079 code for a protein of 1315 amino acids.